GCAUGACUCAUGUGUACAAGUGUCCAACAUCAGUUACAUCUUCUUCCUCUUCAUUUCUCUAGAACAAGUUUAAUUAGGGAAAUGGAGAUACCGGUCAUUGAUCUCACACCGUACGUGGAUGUAGCUUCUGGCAAGUUCAGUUGCGACGAACGCCUGCAUCCUGAAUUAAAAACGGUGUGCUUGGAGGUGAGCCGGAUUCUGAAAGAAACCGGAGCUCUGCUUGUCAGAGAUCCGCGAUGCUCAAACGAAGAUAAUGAUCGGUUUAUCGAUAUGAUGGAGAAGUAUUUCGAGCAACCGAAAGAAGUUAAGCGCGUCCAAGAGCGUCCUCAUCAGCAUUAUCAGGUUGGUUCAAAACCAGGAGGAGUUGAAAUUCCCCGUAGCCUGGUUGAUCAUGAAAUGCAAAAGAAUUUAAGAGCACUGCCUAAAGAUCGACAGCCUAAGAUUCCAACUGGUCCAGAUCUGAAGUCUCAAUACAUGUGGAGGGUUGGCCCUCGACCAUCCAAAACUCGAUUCAAGGAAUUGAACUCUGAGCCAGUCAUACCAGAAGGCUUCCCCGAAUGGAAAAAGAUCAUGGAUUCAUGGGGUUUUAAAAUGAUAUCAACUGUAGAGGCUGUUGCUGAAUUGGCUGCGAUUGGAUUCGACUUACCAAAGGACACCUUCACUAAUCUUAUGAAGUUGGGUCCCCAUCUUCUUGGACCAACUGGAAGUGACCUCGGAAGUCAUGGCGAAGAAGGAACCGUGUUCGCAGGGUAUCAUUACGACAUCAACUUUCUAACGAUUCAUUACAAAAGCAAGUUCCCUGGCCUAAAUAUAUGGUUAAGAAAUGGGGAGAAAGUUGAAGUUAAAGUUCCUGAUGGCUGUCUACUUAUUCAGGCAGGAAAACAGUUAGAAUGGAUGACUGCGGGUGAAUGCAAAGCAGGUAUGCAUGAAGUUGUUGUAACCGAGAGCACACUCGCUGCAAUUGAAGCCGCGAAAAGAGAAAACCGAAGCCUCUGGAGGGUAUCCUCAUCUCUAUUUUCCAAUGUAGCAUCAGAUGUUGUGUUGAAGCCUUUGGAACACUUUGCAAAAUCACCUCUUGCGGCCAAUUAUCCUCCCAUGUAUGCUGGAGAUUAUUUCGAAAAGGAGCUUUCUAUGAUUAACCUCAAAGGAAAGAAUGGGUCUUAAUUAAGUGGUCGUUUCAGUCGAGAAGAUAUAUAUUAUAUGUAGUGUGUAAGAUAUAACGCGAAUAAAGAACAAGAUAUAUGACUGUUCCGUUGCAAGUUUGAUAUGAUCUUGCAAUGUUCUUUUGUAUAUGUGGUAAUAAGGAUUGUAAACAUAUGAGAUCUACUCUUGUAAAUUGCGUUUGGUAACUACUUAAGUCAAGAAUAUGUAGUCAUCUUUGUAA
Molecule: messenger RNA, 1384 nt
Organism: Helianthus annuus (common sunflower)
Lineage: Eukaryota; Viridiplantae; Streptophyta; Magnoliopsida; Asterales; Asteraceae
Exons: 7
Coding region: 10-1164 (384 amino acids)
Source: RefSeq, a predicted model, not a curated record